AUGGCGGAUAUAUUUGUAGGAGCAAUAGUUGGGGUAAUCUUUGAGAAGCUGGCAUCCAGUGGGAUAAGCGAAUUUCUGAAGUUGGUAAAAGGGAAGAAGGUAGAAGCUCAAAACAUACGAAUAUUGGAGCAUACUCUUAGAAUGAUUGCUGCGCUGCUCAUUGACGCCGAGCAGCGCCAAUCUGAGAACAAUGCUGUUAAGCUGUGGCUUGAAGACCUCCAAGACGUGGCUUACGACUUGGAGGAUAUCCUCGAUGAGUUUGCCACUAGAGCUCAGCUUCAUCUUCUCGAGGAGGAGUCCGAGGAAGAGGAUGAUAUUGAAGAUGUUAAUAAGAUAUCUGUCAACAAAAUUUUUGAAUCCACCAAACAUAGGAAAUCUAGCUGCGUUAUCUCAUUGUCUUUCGAAAAGUCUUAUGCUGUAGUACCUGUUAAACGCGUUUUAGCUAGUGGUUCUAGAGCCAGAUAUCAUUUUCAAUACUCUAGGGGAGACCUUCUGUCAAGAAUCAAAGAGAUGAGCAUCCGCUUGGAACAUAGUCUGACUAAGGCUAGAGAUCUGGGCCUUUUAGCGAAUAACAUCACGCUGCAAGAGAUACACAGAACAGAAGCACCAAAGGGAAGUUGGCGACAAUCCACAUCUAUAGUUUGUGAACCGGUCAUUUAUGGAAGGGAUGACAAGAGAAACGAGAUUAUUGAGAAUUUGUUGAAAGAUGAGCCAAGCUAUGAAAAUGUUGUUGUCAUUCCUAUUGUUGGAAUGGGUGGUGUCGGGAAGACCACUCUUGCUCAGUAUGUAUACAAUGAUGAACAGUUGGAGGGUCACUUUGAUAUCAAGGCAUGGGUGUGCGUAUCAGAUGUGUUUGAUGUUAUACGCAUCACAACGGACAUCAUCAACUCGCUCACCAAGAAAAACCAUAGUUUUAGCAACCUGAAUCAGGCACAAGAAGACUUGAUGGAGGUGCUAGAAGGCAACAAAUUCUUACUCGUUCUUGAUGAUAUUUGGUCUGAGAACUACAAUGACUGGAAUCAACUCCAAACACCUUUUAUACUAGGCUUAAAAGGAAGCAGAGUUAUUGUCACUACAAGAAAAAAUAUUACUGCAAGGAUGGUGCUUAGUAAUCCAAUUCUCAGCACCACCAUCCAUUUGAAGGGCUUGUCUGAUGAUGACUGCUGGUGUAUAUUUCAGAAGCACACAAAUGAUGAUCCCGACUUUGCUAAGAUGCGGGCAGAUAUUAUAAAAAAGUGUGCAGGAUUGCCUUUGGCUGCAAAAGCUUUAGGAGGUCUCCUGAAAAGUACAUUCGAGUGGCAUCGUCAAAAUAUAUUAGAGAGCAGUAUUUGGAUCGAAAAAAGCCAUAUUUUACCAGUUUUAAAGUUGAGUUACCAUCAUCUGCCAUCUCAUCUGAAGCGCAACUUUGCAUACUGCUCAGUACUUCCUAAAGGUUAUAAAUUUGAUGAGAUGGAAGUCGUCUUGUUGUGGAUGGCUCAAGGCUUUGUACCACAAAGCAAUAUGGAGACGAUGGAAGAUAUAGGCCACAACUACUUUUUCGAUCUAGUAUCGAGGUCAUUAUUUGAGGAAUGCCCAUCUCAUGGAGGGAAAAGAGAGUUCAUUAUGCAUGACCUCAUCCAUGAUCUAGCUCAAUGGGCUGCAGGGGACAUGUGUUGCGCAAUGGACACUGUUAAUAUACAAAGAGAUCUGAAAAGAACUCGCCAUUUAUUUCUCAAUAUGUAUGGUAUAGGUGAUAUAUUGGGAAAUCAGCUGUUGGGUCCUCAAUUGCGAACUUUUCUUUGUCCAUCCUACGGACCUUUGUUUCCAGUUUAUAUGAAUAUUGAAAUUUUGGAUAAUAUUCACAGAUUUACAUAUAUACGCGCUCUACGCCUAUCUUUGCACAAUAUUGAAAAGUUGCCUGAGAAUAUUGGUGAUUUGAUACACUUGCGGUUUCUUGUCCUUCAUAUAAGUCAAAUGAGAGUGUUGCCAAAAUCAAUUAGCAAACUCUGCAACCUCCAAACACUGGAAUUGCAUUCCUGUCACAAUCUUCAUGAGCUCCCAAAUGUUAGAUUUAUGGUAAAACUUCGACAUCUGUACAUCGAAAGCAACACUUCUUUGCAAGAAAUGCCAUUGGGGAUAGAGAGGUUGAAAUGCUUACAAACUUUGAACAAUUUUGUCUUGGCAGCUGGGGGUGGGUCCAGGAUAAGUGAGUUGAGAAACUUGAAUCAACUUAAUGGCUAUCUAAUCAUCUCUGGAUUAGAAUAUCUGACAAGGGUUAAGGACGCACAUAAAGCCCGAUUGCAUGAAAAAGAUGGUCUACAUGAGUUGUGUCUAGAAUGGGGGUUUGGCAAGGAUGAGGUUGAUGAUAACACUAAAAAGCAAGUGUUAGAGCACCUGAAUCCUCACACUUCCAUCAAAGUAUGUGAGGUAAAAGGGUAUAGGGGCUUGACAUUCCCAACUUGGUUAGGAGAUCCCUCUUUCAAUAACAUGGUUAGCAUCGAGCUCGUGCGCUGCAAGAAGUGUGAAAGUUUGCCUUCACUAGGGCAGCUACCUUUGUUGAAGAAUCUUAAUAUUAGAACAAUGGAUGGUAUUGAGCACAUAGGUCUUGAAUUUUAUGGUUAUCUUGGGUGUUCAGUUCCUUUUCCAGCUUUGGAAACUCUAUAUUUUAACAAUUUGAAAUAUUGGGGAACGUGGCUACACUUACCAGUAGAAGAAAACAAGGCCUUCCCCUGCCUUAAAAAACUUUCAAUUAGAAAUUGUUUGUCUUUACAAGGCGAUUUCCCUCCUCUAUCUUCUCUUGAAGAGCUGGAAAUCAGAAAUUGCAAGAAGCUGAAUACCUCACUUACAGACCUUCCUUUGUUAGAGAUGCUGGUGGUAAAGGAAGACAAAUUAUAUGGUUUCAGUACUGAUGAACAUCUCAAUGAUGGCAUUUUCUGUUCUAAAGGGAGGUGUGCUCGCAAUAUAUCGGAUAUCCUUGAGUUAAUUGGGAGUCCAUUUAAGUUUUAUGAAAAAGUUUUCAUUUCCAAUUGGCAAUCUCUCACUACUCUUGACAAGUCACCCAUGUUCCUUCGACAGCUAACAAUUGAUUAUUGUAACAAGCUACAAUCAGUAAUAUUAUGUACUCCUUUUCUUGAAAAAUUCAAAGUUGAAUCUUGUCAAUCUAUCAGUGUUAUUAGCGAGAUUCCCUUGUGCAUCAAAAGAUUGCAUAUUCAUAGUUGCCAGAAGCUACAAGUUGUACAAUUUAGUAGCACGGAGAUUGAAGAUGAAAGAUUAGUAGCAGCAACAACAACCGUAGAAAAUGUUGGUUCUUUAGAGCUUCAACUUGCUCAUCUCACCGAAUUGAGAAUAACAGGAUGCCCGAAUCUCAUAUCGUUACAAGAAGGUCUGCUCUUCCCAGUUUUAGAACAGCUUUACUUCUCCGAUUGCAACAAUAUACAGGGUCUUCCUAGCCAGAUGCACAAGUGUACCAACCUCCAAAAGGUACUUAUUAAAAAAUGUCCAAGAAUCAAUUGCUUUCCAGAAGGGGGUUUACCCAAAAACCUGACAGAUCUUCAUAUUGAAGGUGUAAACAUAAAGCAACCAGUACAAGAGUGGGAAUUGCACCUUCUAACUUCUCUUCAUUCUCUUACACUUUGUAAUGUAGGCAGCUCCAUAUAUUCAUUAGAGUGCAUUCCGAGUCCAAAUCUUUAUCUUUCUUCUUCCUUGACUACAUUAGAAAUCAUGGGGUUCCCUAGUUUGAAAUCCAUAUGUGUUUCCAGGUUUCCCAACCUGAUAAAAAUUUCUAUCCAGUGUUGCCCCAAGUUUGAAUCCUUUGGUCACAAUGGCCUUUCUCCACAACUUGAAUCCGUGUAUAUUUAUGAAUGUGAUUUGAUAGAACAACAUCUGAAAAGCAAUCUUGAAGACCGUAUGAAGAUAACUGUAGCCUCAGCUUAUCGUCAUCCUAAUGAAGGAUGGAUGUUUUAG
Messenger RNA from Beta vulgaris subsp. vulgaris (sugar beet), 3942 nucleotides. Its product is annotated as putative disease resistance RPP13-like protein 1. Gene Ontology annotation, biological process: defense response to other organism. Lineage: Eukaryota; Viridiplantae; Streptophyta; Magnoliopsida; Caryophyllales; Amaranthaceae. The coding region runs from base 1 to 3942 and encodes 1313 amino acids. Gene Ontology annotation, molecular function: ADP binding. The record is from RefSeq and is a predicted model, not a curated record. The transcript has 3 exons.